AUGGCACGUGGUGCGGUUGUGACGGCCGAUGCAGAACGAGAGCAGCUCGUCGCAACGGGACCAGCGAGGUGGACCAAGGCUACCAGCUGUCCAUCAGACGGACUAAAGGUCGCACCACAGCGGCCAGUAGUCACCGUUUGCCCGAUGAUUCCAGUUGUGUCCGCCUGGCUGGAAAAAUGCCGCCAUUCGCUCUCGUACUACUACCGAAAUUCCAUUCCGUUCUUCUAA
Molecule: messenger RNA, 228 nt
Organism: Soboliphyme baturini
Lineage: Eukaryota; Metazoa; Nematoda; Enoplea; Dioctophymatida; Soboliphymatidae
Source: the annotation of a GenBank genome assembly